GCGGUCUAACUUAUUAGAGCUGCGAGCAGGGCAAUCUUCGGGUCGGACUUCUAGCAGCAGCCGUGCUCUUGACUAAUAUCCAUUCCACGUUACACUACGAUAGGGAAAACGAAUCAUCCUCGCGGCACAUCCUCACGAUACAUCUUAGUCCAAGACCUUGCGUAGAAGCACUGAUAAAAGAAGAUGGUUUCCGCUUCUGUUGAAACGCGGCUGUUCAUCAAUGGUGAAUUCCGCCCAUCAUCUAACAAUGAGACCUUUGAUCUAUUUUCCGCAAGAUCCGGCUCAUUAUUCGCCCAGGUGCACGAAGCGUCCAAGGAGGAUGUAGACGACGCUGUAGCGGCAGCCAAAGCCGCCUUCCCAGCAUGGGCGCAGCUCUCCCCGCGCGCAAGAGCGAGACUGGAGGCUGAGUCUAUGGGCAGGCCUGUGUCAACCUACUUUGAUGCGACUAUGGGCUCUGACUAUUUCCGCUACUUCUCUGAGGCAGCUUACCCUCAAGGAAGUUCGAGUUUAAAUACUCCGGGAUUCGUAAACGUUACUGUGAAGCAGCCGGUAGGUGUCGUUGCGGCGAUUAUUCCUUGGAAUGCACCUCUUGUCUUCUUUUGUAAGAAGUUGGCGCCAGCAUUGGCGGCAGGCAAUACAGUCGUUCUCAAAAGCAGCGAGAAAGCGCCUUUAACAUCUUUAUAUGUCGCCAAUCUCGCGAAAGAAGCCGGCUUCCCCCCGGGUGUCCUCAACGUCCUCUCCGGCCAUGGCCCCAUCUCAGGAGCAGCGCUUGCAUCGCAUAUGGACGUCCGAGCCCUGACAUUUACCGGCUCUGUGCGCACGGGGAAAUUACUCCGCAAGAUGGCCGCCGAUUCAAACAUGAAGAAUUUAAUCCUCGAACUAGGCGGCAAGUCACCCGCAAUCGUUUUCGACGACUGCAACAUCGAUGCUGCAGUUCAACAUACCCAAUUCAGCAUCCAGCUCCUUAGCGGGCAGAAUUGCAUGGCAAAUUCGCGCAUUUACGUACAGAGCAGCAUCAUGGAGUCGUUUGUCGAGAAGUUCAAGGCGGCCUUUACGUCUGCUCGGUUAGGCGACCCGGCUGAUCCCAAUGUUAAUCAUGGGCCGCAGGCAGAUAAGAUUCAGCAUGCUACUGUGCUGCAGUAUAUUAAUCUUGGAAAGGAGACAGGGAAGUUGGUGACUGAAGAGCAGUCUGCUCCGGGAUUGUUUAUCAAUCCUACAAUCUUCAGAGACGUCCCUGAGGAUGCGAAGAUCAUGAAGGAGGAGAUUUUCGGGCCCGUGGUUGUUAUCAACUCAUUCGAUACGGAAGAGGAAGCUAUUAAGAAGGCGAACGAUAGCGAAUACGGUCUGUAUGCGUCAGUGUUUACAAAGGAUCUUGACCGGGCGAUGAGAGUUGCCACGAGGCUCGAAUCAGGCACUGUGGGAGUAAACUGCUCGGGUCCAACAAAAGGGGAUGAUAUGGCUUUUGGUGGACAGAAGGGGAGCGGAUUACAGAGAGAGAGCUAUUUACAUAGCAUGGAAACGUUUAUGGAGACCAAGUCAGUUAUGAUCAAGGUGGACGGGCUGUGAUUGGGAGAAAUUAUAUACGCGGUAUCUCCGCGAAUUAGACAACCAAUAAGGAGGACCGAUAUAUUCAACAACUUUAACCAUGUCUUGUACAGUAUCAGGCACCGCGAAACAUUAAUAGUAACCUCGCAAUCGCACAGAGCAAUAUGGAUUGCAGA
Molecule: messenger RNA, 1721 nt
Organism: Trichoderma asperellum CBS 433.97
Lineage: Eukaryota; Fungi; Ascomycota; Sordariomycetes; Hypocreales; Hypocreaceae
Source: RefSeq, a predicted model, not a curated record